CACAAAAAAAUCUUUUCGAAGUUCAAACCAAAUCAAGCAAACAAGCCAAGAACAAUCACCAUGUCCAGCUGUUGUGGAAGCUCACUCAAGCACAAGGUGCCAGAGAUUGUCAAGCUSRAUGACGACAAGGCCAAYGAUAUGCGUGAGGCACUCAUCAUGAAGGAGGUGAAACUCCCUCUUGCCACCCAGACCCACGAGGUUUGCUGGGAACCGGUGACCCAGCAUGUUUACGUGACGCAAAUGACCAACUCAACCCUGGUCCGAAUUGGUGUCGACUCCAAGGGUAUGCUCCUCGACAAGAUGGAAGCAUGGAGAGUAGGCCCCGAAAAUGGUGGACUUCACAACGCCAGUAUUUCCUACAAGAACCCUGGAUGUCUCUGGCUGACCUGUCAGUAUCUAAACCUCCUCCUCCUCGUCGAUGUUCGCCCAGAGAACAUGAUGCAAGUCAAGGAAAUCUAUCAAGUCCCAUCCUACUUCAAGGACCCAAAAACCGACCAGRUCUUGCACAUCGGUGGUCCCCACUGCACACGUGAGUGCCCUCACACUGGCCAGAUGUGGGCAUGCCUUAAGGGUGCACUCGACGACAACAAGAACAACAACCCUUGCGGUAAACUCAGUCAGUGCUGCGACCCCGAAAAGCUCAAGGCAAAUAUGGAAGAACACAGCAAGGAUCCCGAGUACGACAUCAAGAUUCCGAACAGUUACGCCGUGUGGCAGUUAGACACCAAGAAUUACGACCCGAACUCCGAGUGCGGUGCCAAGGGAGGAAAACUCUACCACUGCCGCAACUCCCCACCCAUGCUUGCCCUAGACGCGAAGGGAAACGCKUGGAUCCCACAGGAUCAGUCCGACACCAUUCAGUUCAUCGACCAAGAGAAAAAGGAAUCCGUGCAACUCCAAAUUCCCUGGCCCGAGGAUGCCAAGAUCGCCGAAAAACAUACCGGCCCCGGCAUUGCGACGGCACCGGACGGYUCUAUUUGGAUGGUCCAGCUCGAGACUAACGCAACACUGGUCCGAAUCGAUCCCGAAACCCAGAAACGGACUCUGUACGACAUCCAAACMCCGGAAUGGGCACGCGGGAUUCGMAUGAUCCACCUCGACUUCCGCGCGGCCUCGGUUCCGGAGCAUCCCAACCGCAUCUACGCGAUUUCAAGCACGCUUCUCCAGGACGAGUCGACGGACGCUCUUUUCAUCAUGAAYAUGUGCAAUGACUGGAAAUGCAUCGAAGGAAUGCGAAUUGUUCCGUUGCCCUCRCAGGGAAGUGCCUGUCAUCGCAUCGCCUAUUGCGAAAUCGAGGACGGGGACGAUGAAUGUGACGAUGGAUCCGUCUUUAUCACGGAACUGAGCAAGUCUAAGCUUCUMCAGGUCAAGGUCAACAAUGACGUCCUCAUGCACGGUCUCACCGAAGAAGUUAUCGCCUGGGAAGGCUUUGAACACCGCAAGUAUGCGAUGACCGAUGAAACAUUUUUCGGACGUUAAAAUGAGAAGAGAAGAGAAGAGUUUUGAACCUGAGGCAAACAAGGAAGUGAAGGCAGAAGCUGGUCCAUAUAUUCACAAAAUUCAAAAUACAAUGGUUUUGUAGUC
Pseudo-nitzschia multistriata is the source of this 1584-nucleotide messenger RNA. Lineage: Eukaryota; Bacillariophyta; Bacillariophyceae; Bacillariales; Bacillariaceae. The record is from the annotation of a GenBank genome assembly.